Molecule: messenger RNA, 3047 nt
Organism: Medicago truncatula (barrel medic)
Lineage: Eukaryota; Viridiplantae; Streptophyta; Magnoliopsida; Fabales; Fabaceae
Product: putative receptor protein kinase ZmPK1
Exons: 1
Coding region: 34-2436 (800 amino acids)
Biological process (GO): protein phosphorylation
Molecular function (GO): protein serine/threonine kinase activity; ATP binding
Source: RefSeq, a predicted model, not a curated record
AAAACAAUACAUCAACAAGCUAGCAUUAUUUGAAUGGCUUCUUUACUAAUCAUCUUUGCUAUUCUUAUCUUCCUCUUACAUUUUCAACACUCAUCAUCAUUCUCUCUCUCGGUUGAAAAACACGAAGAAGAUAUUAUAAUAUCACCAAAAGGCACAUUCACUGCGGGUUUUUAUCCCGUAGGUGAAAAUGCUUAUUCAUUCGCCAUAUGGUUCACUCAAAAACACAAAAACCUCGCCAACGCUACCGUUGUUUGGAUGGCAAAUCGUGACCAACCUGUUAACGGAAAAUGCUCAAGACUUUCCCUUCUCAAAACCGGGAACCUUGUAUUAACUGACGCGGGACAUUUUGAUGUUUGGUCCACAAACACUAACUCAUCCAAACCACUUGAGUUGAUUUUGUACGAUACAGGAAAUCUCGUCCUCAGAGAGCACAACAAAAUUGGUUUCGUUUUGUGGCAAAGCUUUGAUUUUCCAACAGAUACCCUCCUUCCUGAUCAAAGUUUCACAAGGCACAUGAAACUUGUUUCCUCCAAAAGUGGCAACAAAUAUUCCUCGGGCUUUUACAAACUUUUCUUCGAUAACGACAAUCUCUUGCGUCUUCUCUAUGAUGGCCCUCAAGUUUCAAGUAUUUAUUGGCCUAGUCCUUGGCUCGUUAGUUGGGAUGCUAGUAGAUCCUCAAACAACAGUAGCAGGGUGGCAAAACUAGAUGUUUUGGGUAACUUUAGUUCUUCCGAUGAUUUCACUUUAAAGACAAGUGAUUAUGGGACAGUUCUCCAACGAAGAUUGACUCUUGAUUUUGAUGGUAAUGUUCGUGCUUAUAGUCGAAAACAUGGGCAAGAGAAGUGGUUGAUUUCAGGGCAAUUCCACCAACAACCUUUAAAAAUACAUGGAAUUUGUGGACCGAAUAGCUAUUCCAUUAACAAUCCAAAAACCGGAAGAAAGUGUGUGUGUCUUCCUGGUUAUAACAGGAUCAAUAAUCAAGAUUGGUCUCAAGGGUGUAAACCAAGCUUCCAACUUUCAUGCAACAACAAAACAGAAUCAAAGACUCGCUUCCAACGCUUACCCCAUGUUGAUUUUUAUGGAUACGAUUAUUUGCACCAAGCAAAUUUCACCUAUAAACAAUGUAAGCAGUUCUGCUUGCGAAUGUGUGAAUGCAUAGCCUUCCAAUAUCGUUUGGUUAAUGACGAAGGUGUUUUUUAUUGCUAUCCUAAGUCACAAUUGCGAAAUGGGUUCAGUUCACCGAAUUUUCAGGGAUCAAUCUAUUUGCGAUUGCCAAAAAGAGAACAUGUUUCUGUCCAUGCAAAUGUUAUAAAAAAUGGUAGCUUGGUUUGUUCGAGAAAUGAUGGAGUAGAACAACUAAAAAAAUCAUACGUUGAAGACAAAGAAAAUGGAUCAGUGAAGAUUAUCCUUUGGUUUGCGUCUGGCUUAGGGGUAAUUGAGGCGCUAUGUUUUUUUAUGAUAUGGUUCUUCUUAUUUAAGAAUAGCGAGCACUUUGUUAUAGAUAAUCAAGGCUACGUUCUUGCAGGAGCUACAGGAUUUCAAAAAUUCACUUACUCGGAACUAAAACAAGCAACAAAAUGUUUUAGUCAAGAGAUUGGAAAGGGUGCUGGAGGAACUGUGUAUAAGGGUUUAUUAUCUGAUAAUAGAGUUGUGGCUAUAAAGAGAUUGCAUGAAGCAAACAAAGAAGAGAGUGAAUUUCUUGCUGAACUUAGCGUCAUUGGAAGGCUUAACCACAUGAAUUUGAUUGGUAUGUGGGGGUAUUGUGCAGAGGGAAAACACAGAUUGUUAGUUUUUGAGUACAUGGAAAAAGGUUCUUUAACUGAUAAUUUGUCAUCAAAUGCGCUUAAUUGGGGUAAGAGGUACAAAAUUGCUCUCGGAACUGCAAAGUGUCUUGCCUAUUUACAUGAAGAAUGUUUGGAGUGGAUUUUGCAUUGUGACAUAAAGCCGCAAAACAUACUAAUUGACUCCAAUUACCAACCCAAGGUAGCGGAUUUUGGGUUGUCUAAGUUAGUACAAAGGAACAAUUUUGAUAAUUCAAGUUUCUCAAGGAUGAGAGGAACAAGAGGUUACAUGGGACCUGAAUGGAUUUUCAACUUGCCAAUCACUUCCAAGGUAGAUGUUUAUAGCUAUGGAGUUGUGCUGCUAGAGAUGAUUACCGGGAAGAGUGCAAUGACGGGUAUCUUAAUCACAGACGGAGAAAAGACUCAUAAUGAGAGUUUGGUAACAUGGGUGAGAGAGAAAAGAAGGAAUUUAUCAGAAAUGAAAUCUUUGGUGGAACAAAUAGUAGACCCUACAUUGGGAUCAAAUUAUGACAUGGUUAAAUUGGAGACUUUGACAAUGGUUGCUCUAAAGUGUGUUGAGGAAGAGAAAGACAUGAGACCUAACAUGAGUGAAGUUGUUGAAAUGCUUCAAACUCAUGAACAUGAUUCUUCAUGAUAUGCACAAACUAAGAGCCUUCUUUGAUGGUUAUUAGUUUUCAUGUUUAUCUUCCUUAAUUCAAUUCAAAGUCAUGGAUGCAGUUGAGUGUAUGAAGAGUAGAGGUUUGGUUUGGAACAGGUGAAGAAGAAGGAAGAAAAGUGAAGAAUGAAGAAUCUAUAGGUGACAAGUUUGUCAAGGAUCUUUGUACCGAAUUGGAGUCUAAGGGUAGGCAAAAGUAGGAAGCUCAAAAGCAUGUUUCUAAGCGGGAGUUCACAUCAAGGGUCUUAAACUUCAAGUAAAAAAGGCUUGGAGUCCAAGGUCAAGUAGCUGAUGGAUGGCAAGGUCUUGUUGGAGGAUAACGCCGAGGCGGCCAAGAAAACUAUUGUUGAUUUGUAAAGAUAAACCAUGAGUUUACUGCUAAGUCCGCCGUUGAUUUUGUUGCAAGUUUUUAUGCUGCAAUCAACCAGGCCAAGUCCGCCGUUGCAUUUGUUGCAAGUUUUUAUACAAUUACUUUUUGUAUCGAACUUUAUGUCCUUGAUUUGUCUACAUUCAAAUAUACCUUAAAGAUUAAUUCAUGGUACACUGACAAAUAAUAUAAAUGAUUAACAAUGUAACAGACCCGUGCGAUA